Molecule: messenger RNA, 27976 nt
Organism: Lymnaea stagnalis (great pond snail)
Lineage: Eukaryota; Metazoa; Mollusca; Gastropoda; Lymnaeidae
Source: the annotation of a GenBank genome assembly
GUUUAAUUUAAAAAAAUAUAAAUAAAAUUAACCACACCUUUCCGCACGAAAUUAGUGUUUAAUCAAACUAGAUUGACUGGAUAGUUCUCUCACAUGGUCUUGAACUGCUACUCAUCUGGUGCAAAGACAAACUAAAGUCGUUACAUAGAGCACCGUGACUGAAUAGAUUAAUAUUCGAUUGUACAUGUCUAGGCAAAGAAACGUAUAUUGCAGAAAAAAUUGCUAAAAAUUAUUUAUAUACAUCACAAUGUACCAGACAAGUGUGUUGAUUUCUUUACUGCUGUCGCUUAUAGUCCAUCAAAGCUCAACACAAGGUAAGUCAAGUAUCAGACGACAUUCAGUUCACAUUAAUUUCAAUUCAGACGCAAUUUUUUUUAUUUUAUGUUCCCGUCAUGGUAUUUUGAAUAAUUUAUUUCCAAAUAUGUGGCAUGCCAAUGUCAAGAAAGUUCAGAGUGAUAGCUAAUGGCUCUAGCCCUUACUGUUAUGUUUUUUGACGUUAGUGCAGCUUAAACAUAUUUUAGUAGCUAACUUACUAAGUUAAGUAACUAAGUAGUAGCAAGGUUAAGCCGCAUUAACUCAUUAAGCCUAAUAAAAAAUAUUCUUCGUAAGUGCUGGAAAAGGGAAAAUUCUUGCCGGUAACAGGUAAUUACUAAAAUGCUUCCUUUAUGGCUAUUUGGAGGCCUACACAAGAUUACUUACACCAUCAUUGUAUGUUACAGUUACAGUAGUUAGGCACUUUGAUUAAAAUUUCAAAACUGAGUUACACAUACAGUAUGAUACAGUAUCAGUAUCAUUGAAUCAUACUGAAUCAUAGUCACCGUGAAUUUAGGUCUUUUAAUAUUUAAGUUUACAGCCAACAGUGACGCAUGCCUACAUUGACUUUGACAGUAUAGAACUCUUAAGUAUAGGCCUAUUUCAAAUACUAUAACUAUAAUCAAAUACUAUAACUAUUAUAAUUGUAGACGUAGGCUAAUAGUAAUAUUCAAUAAAAGUAAGUGACUUAGGGCAAGGAACAUCAAUUGACAUCAGACAUCUACUGGGGGAGGGGUGUUGGCAUAAAAAUAACUUUUCUAAAUUGAAUUACUAUAUACCUAUGACUAUGCUGUAUGAUUGUAUGCGUUAAUUACAAUUAACCCAAUUUACUCAAAAUUUCCCUGUGUUAGUAAAUAUUUCAUUUAAGUUUUAGGCCUAUAGUAACUAAAGUAUGCGCUUAAUCUAAAUUAAUAUAUGACCAAAGUCAAAAUACUAGUUAUAAAUAAUGUAGGCCUUAUUGACAUACUGAUUUGUAAAAAUUAUGGAAUGAUGUAAGAUAUCUCAUGCUAGAAACACGAUGCAUGUGCAAAACUAAUGGAUAUAAUCAGAAAAAUAAGUCAUAAGUGAUUACAACUUAAUACAAAUAAAACCAUGUUCUGCUUUAGAGAGACGCUGUGAUGUCCCAGCCGAUGUUGUGUUUCUUAUGGAUGCAUCGGACAGCAUUAAGGAUACAGAAUGGGAACAGGAGAAGAACUUUGUAUCUGUGCUGAUAGACAACUUGGAGGUGGAGAGAUAUGCCAUCCAUGUAGGCGUUAUUGUCUACAGCACAGAUAUAGGAAUGGUAAUGCAGGAUAUUGUCAAUUUAAAUUUAUGAGACUUGAUAUUUUUAAAGCCUUACAAUUUUACACCUGCUUCACUGAUAUAAAAUCAACAUUCAUUUGUUAAUACAAAACAGUAUAAUUUUUGUCUGUACUCCCCAAAUGUUAAAAGUACCGGGUAAUGUGAUUUGAAAUGUUCAAAUGAGGAGUUAAUGUAUUCUUACGCAUACUAUUGGAUAGUUCCACUCAAAAUUUGUUUUAUUUAAUUUUAAAAAGAAAGAUGCUAAAUAUUAAAUCUCAAAAGACUUUUCACAAUGGGCUUAAAAAUAAAACUAUUUUAAUUUUCAGGUGAUUGACUUGCAACCUUUCAAAACAAAAGCACAACUCAAGUCACUACUUCAGCAAGCUGUUCAGAUCAACCAGGGUAUGUCAUUUUUUAUUAAAGGAUUUAACCAUGGCUUUGAACCUUCAAACCAUCUUUUAUUUUAGCAUUAGGUGGCAGUUGUAUGAAAGUCUUGACUAAUGCCAAGAUGCUUAGUCAAUGAUAAAUGGCAUGCAUAAGCCAUACAUUUUUUUUUAUGAAUUGGAUUUGAUAUAUUGCGCCACAAAUUAUUUUUUAGUUAGUUGGGAAUUCUAAAAAUUUAACAUUGUCUCCUAAAGGUAGCAAGGGUGCCUUAUUGUAAUAAUUAAAUGUCUCAUAAUACAAUAGAAAAAACUUCCUUACAUAUAUAUUUAUUUCAAAUAAUGGCCUUAAAACCUAUAAUAAAAUGGUAUUUAAAGUCUAGAUGGUCGUUUUUUAUUUAAAAAUCUUAACAUAACUAAUCCAAGAAAUUCAAUACUAGAGGUUUGCUUGUAGGAGCAUUAUCCUUAUUUCAGUCUUAUAUUAAAUAAUAAAAAGAUUUCACACGCUCAAAUGCUCACAUCCUUGUUUGUAAUUUGAUAUAUAUUAUUUAAAAAUGGCAAGAUUGGGAAAGGCAAGGAUAUGUACUGAUUUCUUCUUUUACAGGAACUGACACGGCCAAAGCGAUAUCCAAGCUUAUCGAAAUGUCUGACAGUCAGGGGCGUAUAGAAGGAGAUGCUAAACAGAUAGCUGUCAUCAUUACAGACGGUAGAUCCACCGAUGUCUCGGCAACCAUCCGGGUAAGUUGGAUAUUUUCUUGUUUGGCAUUAAUGGAUCCAGGUAGUAACUACUAUGAGUAUAUUAGUUGUUGGAGACAACCAUCAGUGUAUGCUUGCUAGUUGCUGACUUACUUGCCUGAAGUGGAUUCAUAUUUUUUUUGUUUUUGUUGCUGGCAUUCAUCUGUCACUAUGCGACGAUGGUGAGGACGAAAUCCACAAUGCCUGGGAUUAUUCUUCUAGGAAUAUAAGCUGAUUCCCAACAGCAAAUCGCAUUUCUCCGCGCCGUUGGCUAACCCAAGGUAACAUGUGGAUGAUACACCUUGGCACCAGUGGCAUCGCAGUUGUUGUUGGAAUGUUUCAUUGUACCAAUGUAAUCCGCCUACAGGACUCCAUCUCUGGGUUUGAAGUCAGAGUUUCCUUCUGAGAUGAGUUGCCAUCCAAGGUUAACGAGUCCCAUCAACCCGGGGUGCUGGUGAUGUUUUUGCUUGACUGGGCUUUGGUGGGGAUUGAACUCCAGACCAUCAACUUGAGAUUUGUAUCAUAACAGCAAAUAAUUGGGGAUCAUAAGACAAUGUUAAUUGGAUCCCUUUAGUAUGGUAAUUUUUCAACCACCUAAAAUUUAAAUACAUAUUAAAAUAAAUCAGAUGAAAUCAUUAGAAAAAAUAGAUUUAUGUUUGUGUGAUCAGAACAAAACGUUAAACUGAUUUAUUAGUAAAUGUGCUGUGUGAUUCUUACGUAGUGUAGCAUCAUUAAAUUGUGGGUCAUUUCAUGUGCCAGAGCAAUGACUAUGGUUAUGCUUGAGUACUGUUAGAAGAUCCAUAAAAACCUUUUCUUCAUCUUAAAAAUUUUUGUUUUUUCAAUACAAGUAUGAAAUUUCUAACCUCCAUUCAAAACACUUCUAAUUUAUUAUAAAUAUUUAGGAAGCAAGAAGAGCUAGAAGCCAGUACAAAAUUGACAUGAUAGCCCUGGGAGUGGGCAAUGAAACAUUUGCAGAGGAGCUGGAGGCCAUUGCCGGGGUUGAGAAAAACAAUAGGCUUUUCCAGGUCCAGAACUUUGCACAGCUGCACUAUGUUAUCAAACAGCUGGAGGACAUUAUUUGUGAAAGUAAUAAUAUAAGAGAUAAUGUUUGAGUUGUGUGAGUCAGCAAGGGAUGUUUGAAAAGUUUCUUGUGUUGGCAUGAAAAAGGGGUUAUUUAUUGCCGGAGCACCAUGUAUUUGUAAAAUGGAUACAAAAAUUCAAAGUUGUAUAGGAUGCAUGGAAGGAUUUAUAAAUACUAAAUAAGAUAAAAAGCUUUUCAUUCAGAAUGUUAUAAAAUUUGUGGAUAGGCAAAAAGAAGUUAAACAAGGUGAGGGAUGCAAUACAAAAAAUCUCACCCAUUUUGUAAUUUGAAGACAACUGGUAAAAAUACUUAAAACUAUUUCUUAUUUUGUGUUAGUUGUACCGACUUCCACAACUACAAUAGCCACCAGUCCCAUCACCACCACAACAGCGGAGCCAACAACCAGCCCAUUCAUUCCACGUAAGUAAUUUAAUCAUGCUAGUUAUACCACCCUGGAAAUUAGCUGACACCAGAACUUAUUUGUGCACCUUAAGGGUAUUACAAACAAAAUAAUUUCAUUAAAUUGGUCAAUGCGAAAGUACAUUAAGUUCAAAGUUGUUUUGGCUCACAAAUUAACUAUCUAUCAAAACAUGAAAUUAAAAUAAUUUUCUAAUCCUUGGUAUUAAGUUUUAAUUAAGAAAUUCCCAUAUACUAACAUCAUACACCACAUUAAAAAAUCAAUUAUUGUAUAAUAUUGAAUAGGUGAACUUUGCUCCAACAAAUAACAUUAUUUAAUAACCUACACAGUGUAUUUAUAAUUUUAAAAUAAAUUUUUCUGACAUGCUUUAAAUUUCCUGUCUUUGAAUUUCAGCAUUUCCUUGUUCCAGACCUGCCGAUGUUGUGUUUUUAAUUGAUGGAUCUUACAGUAUCACAGCAGCUGACUGGAUUAAAGGGAAACAAUUUGUCUCGUACCUAAUCAAUAGUAUCGACAUCGGCAUUGAUUCAAUUCAUGUGGGCAUCAUUGUGUACGGGUCAUCAAUUGGUGAUGUUGUAUCGCUGACUCCAUUCAGAUGUAAGAUUUUUUCAUUUGAUUUACACUUAACUUACUGGGUAAUUUAGAUUGCUUUGGGCUUUUAUUUUGAAAAAGGUAAUUCUUCAAUUUCAUAAAAAUGGACAAUCAACGCCUAAGAUUGGUGUCAAUCUUUUAACUCUGUUUGACUAUUGAAUUUUGCUGCAAUUCAAGUGGCUUCCUGUUGUUUACAGAUGCAUUCUGCCAGAUUUUGGCUUCUUUGUUUUGGGAUUCUGUGGGAUUAAUCUAGGCUUAUUACGAUCUCUUUUAUUUUUUUAAUAAAGCCCAUAAAUAUUAACAAUGAAAUUGUUGAAAACUUAUUAAAAGGAAAGUUCAAUACAUUUUUAUAAAACCUUACACAUGUGUAUUCCAUUACUGUAUUUGUGAUUUUUUUAAAUUUCACUUUUUCAUGCAGUACCAGUAGUCAUGGAUUAUCUGAGCCUUUUUUUUUUGCAAAGAUUUUUAUUUUUAUUUUUUUACAAUAAAGAAAAUUUGCACAAUGUGUAUGUCUCUGUUAUCCUGUCAUGUUUUGUAACCCUGUGCUCUACCAGUCAAAAGAUUGAUUGGGUUAAAUGACUGUACCUAAAUGAGUCAUUAGCUUUCAUUCUCAUACAAAUUUUUUUUAAAAGGCCUAAUUUUAAUAUUUCUUAAAUUUUAAAAAUCAGGAAGAAACUGUCUGACACAUCACAGAAAAUGUUUUUAAAACAAAUGAAUGACUUUAGAUUGUUUCAAAUGAAGUAUGUAUAUUUUAUUUUUUUAGCUAAAGCUCAGCUGAAGCAAGCUGCCUCAGAUUUGAUCCAGCCCCCAGUGGGAAGGACAAAUACUGCCUUAGGACUACAGACAGUGCGAGAUAUGUUUGACACACAGGCUCGUAUUGGAGUCCCUCACAUAGCUAUUGUGAUCACUGAUGGGAUGAGUUCAAAUCCUUCAGAGACAAGAGACCAGGCCAGCAGGGCCAAACUUGGGGUAAGAAUCACAUUUUUACCCUCAUAUUUUCCAAGUGAGCAAACCCUACAGAUUAUCCCCAAUACAACAGAUCCUAGAGAUCAUCCCCAUUCAUCAGAACCAUGAGAUCAUCCCCAAUACAACAGAGCCUAGAGAUCAUACCCAAUACAACAGAGCCUAGAGAUCAUACCCAAUACAACAGAGCCUAGAGAUCAACCCCAUUACAACAGAGCAUAGGUAGAGAUCAUCCCCAUUCGUCAGAUCCAUGAGAUCAUCCCCAUUACAACAGAGCCUAGAGAUCAUACCCAAUACAACAGAGCCCAGAUAUCAUCCCCAAUACAGCAGAGCCCAGAGAUCAUCCCCAUUCAUCAGAUCAAUGAAAUCAUCCCCCAUACAACAGAGCCUAGAGAUCAUCCCCAAUACAACAGAGCCUAGAGAUCAUCCCCAUUCAUCAGAUCCAUGAGAUCAUCCCCAAUACAACAGAGCCUAGAGAUCAUCCCCAAUACAACAAAGCCUAGAGAUCAUCCCCAAUACAACAGAGCCUAAAGAUCAUCCCCAAUACAACAGAGCCUAGAGAUCAUCCCCAUUCAUCAGAUCCAUGAGAUCAUCCCCAAUACAACAGAGCCUAGAGAUUCAUUCCUAAAUAAUUAGCUCUGAAGAUUUAUAUAAUGGCUGAAAGAGCAACAUUUUUAAAUAGAAUCAUUUAGGAAAUAUUGAUUUUUAAAUAUUUUUAAUGGAGGGGUAUUGAAUGAAUUUAUAGAUCUACAUUUAACAUUUUCAAAGUACAGAUAUUGUUUGCCAAGAUUUGGAGAUCACUGGUUUAAAUAACACAUCAAAUAAAAAACCAAUAGAAUCAUAAAAAAAACAACUUUUUGUUGAAAGAUUGCUUAAAAUUUAAAAUUAAGACAUCUUAACAGAUUUCAUUCAGAGAUUGGCAUUUCAAGUUAGUAUUAUAAGAAACAACUUUAAGGGUUGCAUGUAAUUUUAUUAUUAUAAAUCAAAUAAUCUGUUCUUUAUUUUAGGGUGUUACUUUGUUUGUGGUUGGUGUUGGAAACAGGGUGCUUAGACAGGAAGUGGAAGAUAUGGCCAGCUCUCUGCAGACUUUGUUUGAUGCUCCAGAUUUCAAAUAUUUGGUUGGUAUGGUGGAACUACUGCGAGACAAUAUCUGUUCAGGUAGGAACUUUUCUUUUUAUAUUUCCAUUGACAGUAGAACCCUCUCAAUCCCAAGAACUAAAACUAAGACCAUCGGUGAACGCUCCUUCUGCUUCCAUGGGCCCACGUUCUGGAACCAGCUCCCCUUCCAUAUACGUCAUAGUGAAACCUCGUCCAUUUUCAAAAAGUCCCUUAAAACUCAUCUGUUUAGGUCCGCCUAUGACCUGUGAUGCACCCUCCUUGCCCUACCUCAUUUUCUGUUUCGGGUUGAUCCUGAAGUGUCAAAGUGUCCUCGUUUUAUAGCCAUUUUCAUUGUUUCUAUAGAAUAGUAGUUACUAUCCUAGUGUCUCAUUUUUAUUUUACUUAGUUCACAUGUUUUAAUAAUUGUAAAGCGCUUAGAGCUUUAUGAUAAGCGCUAUAUAAAAAUGCCUAAAUAAAUAAAUAAAUAUUUAAAAAAUUGAAGUCUGCACUAGUUUUAAGCCCCACGCCAUUGAAACUUCUGAAGAAUAUUUGGAAGCAAUAUAACUGUUAAAAAUAUAUCCACACAAUGUGAUAACAAUUUUUAAAAAAUAAUUAUAUAACUGCAAGUUUUAUUUUAAUAAUUAAUUUUGUUUUGCAAUUUUAAAAUUUUAUUAGAAAUUUAUUUUGCAGCCAUUCAGGAAACCACCACCACAUCUUCAUCAAGCACAACAACAACAACAGCAAGGAUGACUACAAGACCUCCAGUUCCAGGUGUGCACUAAAUGAGUUUAAAAACAGGAAAGCAAAAGCGCCUUCACUUGGCAUUGAAGAAAAAAUUUCAUUCCAGUCUCAUUUACUCUUCAAGAAAGUAACACCAUGGAUCAGUUAUAAAUUAUUUAAAACCCACAAUUUUAUGAUUAAAUUCAAAUAAUCUUGGGGGGAAAAAAUGUUACGCAUGGUUGUAUAUUCCAUUCUUGCUGUAUAUAAAGUAACUGACAUACUUUUAGUUUCCAGUGAUCUCAUAAUGUAUGUCUUCCUAAAGAGAAAGAAUAAUGUAUGUAAAUUAGCAAUUUUCCUGUUAAUUUUUCUAGUUUUGAUAUUUAACACUUCUCAUGCAAUGAAAAUAACUGAAAAAUAAAAUUUGACAGGAUAAAGGUCACUACUAAAUGAGUUAUUAGAUCAACAUUUAAUAAAUAGUGAGCCAAAACAGUUCAACUAAGAUAGACUGAGCUGAUUUUAUAAGACUCAUUAAUGAACAAGAAGUGGGAACCAAAGAAUAUUCUAAUCAUGUCAUCUCCACUAACAGAACUUUGCCUUCAGUGUUUGGUAGAAGGCGGAGUCGGAUUCAAUCCUCUACCAGAGGAUUGUGAGAAGUAUGUGCUCUGCUUUCCAGUUGGCCCGACCUAUGAACCACACAUAAAGUCCUGCCCGUUUGGGAUGUUCUGGAGCAAUGAAUCUGUGUCAUGUCUUGAUGCCAGAUAUGUGGACUGUCCUUGGGGUAAGCAGUUUACUUACUGGACACAUCCUCUUAUUUUUGUUGUUAUCCCCAUCAGGUUUUUAAAGUCAGGCAUUUCUAAUUGAAGUUGUAAAAAUUCAUCAAGCCAAGUUUGACAUAAUUAUAAUAUUCAUUUAACCCAUUCUUAUUAAUACAACUUUUGGAAGAGAAUUUGUUUUUUUAAAUUUUUAUUGUUAAAUUAUCCUUUUAUCCUUAAAUGAUUUCAUGUGCUGGAGUCAAGAAUAGUAAAAUCAUGUCUGUCUCAUAAAGGUCUUAAUUAUUUUAUUUGCUUUUUUUAAGUUCUAAUGUUAAAGUAAUUCAAUAAAUUUGCUAAAUUUAGUUUUAAAAUUAUUGAUACAGUGGUUGUGUCUUGAUGCCCUAGUUAAUACCUGGCUCUGAAAUUGAGCUAUUGUGAAAAUACCUGCAAAAUUCCCAGUCCAUAAAAUAGGAAUGUAAAGCAUUUGAUGAUUCAUUGUAAUUCUUUUUUUUUUUGUUUUUAAACCCAAUGCAGCAGCAUUUGAUAUGUUGUAUUCACAUCGAUUUGGUCAUUUAUUAAAGAAAACUAUAUUACCAUUAGUGGUACAAUUGUUGGACACCAAAAUUAGGCUCUCAAUGAUAUUAGUUUGUACAGUUCAAUGCACAUUUUGAAAUCUUAGAACUGUGUGCAAUAGUGCAAAGCAAAAUCAACAUGGAUUGAUAGGUCGCUAAACUUUCUAACGGCAAGCAGUUAUUUACAAAACCAUUAUUUCAAAAAUUUGUUUUUAAAUUUAAUUCUCGGUCUUUGAUGCCCAUUUCUGAUCAAUGGUUUCUGCCCCCUCUUCUUUACUCCCACUUUCAACACCUACCCCCAUCCCCCAUUAAAAAUCCCACCAAAAACAACUGAUAUUAAUAUUCCUAGUCUUAAAACUGUUUUGGGAAUUCAUGAUAGUGGAAUGAUGGAAUAAAUCUUUGUGAAUGAUCCAUGUGAAAAUUAAUUACAAUUACUAGUCAGGUAUUGAUCUGCCUGCUGUUUCAUAAGAAGAAGAAUGUUUGAUUCAACAAACAUAUUUUAAAAAAAUGAAAUUAAAUUUUUUUAGACAAAUGUGCUGGCCCGCAGAAAUUUGAAACUUAUUCCUCUACUACGGACACUGCAAAUUGUAGAAGUUACAUGCGCUGCGUUAAUGGACGUUCAACUCCCACUUGCUGUGAAACAGGCUACAGAUACAAAGAUGGGGCCGGAUGUGUGGCAGACACUCAGUGCCAGGAUGUGUGCCCAUUGGAUGUUACCAUUUUUAAUCAGGGUAAAAUAAAUGUGUCCUUAUAACCGUGUCUUAAACUAGUCUUGAAUUAGUAUGUAAGGAUAGUGAAAAUCAGUAAAUUGAGGUAACAUAAUUAGCACAUACACAAGUGACACAAUUUUCAGCACAUACACAAGAGACAAACUGUGCGUCUAUCGAGCUUGUGUCAUCAGUACACUACUACACGGGAGCGUGACAUGGACCACCUAUACAUCCCAAGAGCGCAAGCUUAAUAGCUUCCAUGUGAGAUGCCUGCGUCGCAUCCUUGGUAUUAAAUGGCAAGAAAAAGUGACUAAUAGUGAGGUCCUAAUGCGUGUGAAUACCCAAAGCAUGUUCACAAUCCUUAGUGAAAGACGCCUGAGAUGGCUAGGUCAUGUUAAAAGAAUGAGUCCCGGCCGCAUUCCGAAAGACCUCCUAUAUGGUGAACUUGCUUCUGGAAAGAGGAAAACAGGUCGCCCACGUCUGCGAUUUAAAGAUGUCUGUCAAAGGGACAUGAAAGCAGCCAAAAUACAUACAAGUGACUGGGAGUGUAAGGCAAAAGACCGAUCUACGUGGCGCACAGUUGUCAAAGAGGGCGUCAUGGUAGCCGAGGAGCGAAGAAUGGAAGAGGCUGCAGACAGAAGAGCUAUGAGAAAGGCCAAAACAUUUAGAAGCACGGAACUCGUGUGUAAAAACUGUGGUAAAGACUGUCACUCAAGGAUAGGACUGCACAGCCACUCGAGAAAAUGCAACCCAACCCAACGGUGAUGCACCAUCGUCUCACGAGACGGAAGGAUGCCGAUACACAAGAGACACAAUUUUAUUAUUUACUACUUGGUUUUAUCAAUUUUCUAUGGUUAUAUUAUAUCUUUUACACAGUUUUGAACAUGGUUCUCCCUGAUAAACUUUUUUUUUUCAAUUGUGUCUUUGAUCUUUGAACACGCAACAUUGCAGCUAUUUUCUGUGCAAAAUGCUUGAAGUGAGUUUUGUGGUAUGUUUGCUUCUAAAGUGAGGUUGAGUACAAAUAGUCACAUUGUUGCGUACAGAAUGUUGUGUUUUGUUGUGCGGGGUGUGUAUUGUUAGCUUGGUUAAUAAAUAUUUUUUAUGUAUCUGAGACAGAUGUAUUGUCUAUAGACCAUCUCUGAGUACAGCUAUUCAUUAGGCAGCUGCUGUCUGGGCAUUGAAUGAGAAGGUUAUAUUAUCUUUCAGUAAGGAGCUGGGCUAUGUGUUUGAAUUAUUCUACAACCAGAUGAUAGAGAAGGUUUGAUGAUUAAAGUUCAAAUUGUCUUGAAAUAGGGCUUUUGUUCAGUUUUAAUCAGAUUACAGGGUAUGAACGAACUUGAAAUAAUAAACUCAUCAUUACGGACACGUCAAGUGGAGGCUGGCAUAUAUGAUAGCAUAAAAUACAAAUAGCCAUGACUGGUACAUUAGUGAAUAUUUGUUAUUUCUGAUUUGUCAGGUUCCUGUCGGUUUAGACCAGAUCAUGACAGUUACUACAGUUACCUCGAGGUGAUUCCAGGUAAAGGCAACGUAAAGAGGAACUGCGAUCCAGGACAGGUGUACAGCCCAGCUCUAUGUGCUUGUACCUAUGAUGUUGGAAAAGUCAUUCCCGAUGUUGGUAAGUUGUGGUUAUCAAUGUCUUUUGGAGACAGGAAAUAUGUCAAAACCUGUGGUAAUUUCACUUGGCUGGUUAUCAUUUUUAAUGUUGCCCUUGGCCUGGCCCACACAUCUGCCUUAUCAAACAUGAUUCAAUUUUUAAUUUAUUCAGCAUGCCUUCCUGCUGUCAAUCUCACCUUUGAUGGUAGCUUUGAAGACAGUUCUACCAAUGCAUUGCACAUUGAUGUUAAAAAGGUGGGACUCACAGAUUUAGGGACUGCCUACUUUGAUGGUGAUGGAUAUAUUACGCUGCCAACCACUGCAAACCUUGAUCUAGGUGAUAAGUUUUCAAUCCGGCUGAGAUAUCGACUUAAGACUAAAACAGAUCCAGGGCAGGUAAACAAAAUAAAUACAUUUUUAAAAUAUUCUCUAUACACUCCCAUCGUUUAUUUUUCUUAAAUUUUUUAAAUGAUGCAUUAAGGACCCAGGCAAUCAUAUGGCCUGAAAUAUAAAUUAACUAUCAUUUUUUUUCCAGAUUUUGACAAACAAUGAAUGGGGAUUUCAAAACUGGUUCAAAAAUGCUAGCAACCAAGGGGCCAAUAUCAACAUCAUUACAGGGAAUAAACAAGUCAAUCUUUCUGAUCCCGGGAAUAUUUCAGGUUUCUUUGCAUUUUGAGUCUCUGGGAAUGCCAAAAAAAGAACUAAUAAUUUGACGCUAAUUAAAAUUUUUGAAUGUAUGCACUUAAAAUAUUUAUCCCACAUUUUUCUCGCCAUAAAUUGAUAUUUUCCCUUGCACAAUUCUUAAAUGAAAAGUGGUCAAUUUAAUGUAAUAAAAGUUUUUGUGGGGUAAAUAAUUUUCAUGCACUUCAAAAAAACUACACCAAAAAGAUUAUUUGUAAUAUGAAGUGCAACGGUAAAUAAUGCCUCACCAAAUAUGUGCAUACUUUUAAAAUGUGAUGAUUAAUUCCAUUGUAUAAAGUAGUAACGGAAUAUUCUUGUUAUCUUGUCACUGUAACUAUUGGUCAUUUUAUGUUAAUUCAAGUUUAAUAAUUAAAAUAUUUUGGCUUUUACUCUAUAAGCACUUUUAAACUUCUUCUAAAUUUAAAUGUUUCUGAAAAACAGAAGUGCAAUUUAAAAUUAACUUUCUAUAUUAUAAAAAUUGUUAAUCUCUUUUCUCCCUGCCUAAGUGUAUUGGAUAUCGUAUUGGCCACACUUUAAAAACAUUAGCCAUGAAUUAAGCUUUUAAUCAUAACAUUAGGGGCCAUCCAUAAAUGUAACACAUUGCUUUGUCUAGGGGGUGGGAUUGCCACAAAUUCAUGAUGUGUGAUAAAAGUGUUUUAAUUUAUUUUACAACAUUUGUGACAUGGUGCUGGUGGCAUAAAAUCAAUCAAAAUAGAGUGAAGUCAUUUAUGGAUGGUCCCUUAUCCAAUAAACUAAUGUGAUCCAUGAGCUUAUUAGUUAUUAAAUUUUUAUUAACUAUCAGGAGCUGAGAGCAAACCUCUUGAAGUCAUAACAAUUACCAAAAAUGGAACUGUCCUGCGUGAUCCGCGCUACGACUUUACAAAAAAUGAGACUUGGGGAAACACUGGUCCAUCUGUUGUCCAUGUAGUUCAGUUGGGAAAAUUAGGAAAUAUUACUACCCCAACCAUCAAGAAUGGAAUCGUAUAUAUCCCUAAUGGACAAGGAAAGCUUUUGAUUCAAGAAUCAGAUGGACUGACUGCAGGUAGUAUCAAACAUAAAUGGAGUGUUCUUUCUGUCAAUCCAGAUGGCAAGACAGGCAAAUUAGAAGAAACUGGUCAAGGAGGUGUACCACAAAACAUUCAGGUACAAUCAAUAAACAAAAAAAUGGCUAUACAGAUAAUUGUUUCUAAAAGAGUAAAUAAAUUUUAUACACAGAAAUGAAUCUAUCUGUUUCACCAAGGCUAUUAAUUAGUUGUUUCAAUACCUGAUUUAAACUACUGAAUAAAGGUUAAGCAUGACCCAGCAUUCUUUUAUUGGCGCAAAUAUGUUUGUGGAGGUUUUACGACAAAAGUUUUGCAUCACAUUUCAGUUGUAAUUUCAAAUAUAAGUAUAAGUCGUUACAUUAAUAUUCAUAAUAAUUUACCUAUAUAAUAUUCCCAUGCAGCAAAAAUUUAACUUUGAUCUGAGGUCUCCAGUGCUGGAGAGAUGGUUUAUAAUGGCCCCAGGUGGAAUAGUGCUACAAAAAGGGGAAGGCCCUAUACCAGCUGAUGUGCUCAAUAGAUAUGCUGGAUUCUCCAUUGGAACUUUGGUCAAAGUUUUUGAUCGUGGUGACAGAACAGAAAGGUGAGUCAGUAAUCAGUAAAGAUGUCUUAAAGGUAUGAAAGCACACAUACGUUUGCAGUAGAUUCAACUGUAAGAGUUAAUAUUACUUCAUUUAAUGAAAUAGAAAUUGACAGAGGCCACAGAAGUAACACAUUUCAUUCUAGUUAUAGUUUGGAUGGUUGAGAAUUAAUGUAAAUUAUUUUUUGUUUCGCCCACCUUCUGAAUCAUGUUCUAUUAAAGUAUUUAAAGAGCAGCACUUUUAAACAAGAUGCUUGAAGUAUUUUAAAUAUCUCUUUUAAACUAACCUCACAGAUGGCAGAUCUCUAAGCCAGAUGGGUCUGAGCUUCAAGAAGGAUUUGGGGAAAUCCCCAAGACACUGAUCAAUGACUUAAAGCUGACCUCUGCCUUGACACCUCACCAGGUCACGUCAACCUGGUCAGUGAUUGCUCAAAAUGGGGAAGUCUUGGAAACGGGCAAAGGUAAAGAACUAAGGCCUGUAGUUGGGUUGUGAGACUUUUCUCUACUUCAGCAGGGUCAUGCUUAUAUCCAAAGCCCUUAUAUUUGUUGAGCUAUUAUACUGAAGGAAGUCUCCUGGGACUCUUGCUAGGAACUAAAUAACCAAACACUAUCAAUAAAGUAUACAAAGAGUGAAAUAAUUAAUCUUACUACUUAAGUCUUGGACAAUCACAGAUGCCUAUGUAGACUAUUUAACUAACAUUUUUGACAGCUCAUCCCACCUUAUGGGCUCAAAUGUUCAAUUUAAAAGUAAAACUAAAUGUUCAAUUCAAAAUUAAAACUACAUGAUCUAACAAUUUUUUCUUUAAAAGCAUAUAACGUCUUCACCCUCUCACUCAUCCUACCCAUUUCCUCAUUAUACAAUACCUCUUCACCUGCACUUUCUAUCAGGCACCAUCCCUUCAGAAACUGUCAAGACCUACAGCAGUGACCCGACCAUUACGGUGUUGAAAUCUACAAGCAGGGAUGGAGGGGCUCCAGUGUGGAAAAUAACAAGAGCAAAUGGUGUAGAGAUUGUUGAAGGAAUAGGGGCGCUGCCACAGGGCAUUGCUCAGUUUGUCAAGGGCAGCAUUUUGUUACCGCAGGUAGGACCAAGUGCCUCCCAUUAUCUUCAGUGGUGACAAAUAUCAUUCUGGAGUGCUUUUUAAAACUUAAUUUUCAACCCCUCAUAUGUUUUAAUAACUGAUACAAAUAGCAGUUAGAACUCCAAAAUCAUUAAAUGAAUUGAGGAGCUAUUUUAAGCAAGUAGAACUGAACCUCAACACCGGCUUCAAAAUACAUAUUCAAUGAAUAAAGACCACAAUGAACAUACUACACACAGAAUCAUUAAAUAUGCAUUCAACUGUAGGUUCAUUUAACUUCAAAUGUUAAAAAGUCUUUGCCUUUUCCUCUUGAAAUAUAACCUGCUCUCUCUGAGGAAAAUGUCAUUACAUGCUUGCAACCAUCCCCUGUUCUGAUGUUCAUUACCUUUUAUCCAAUCGGCUUUUCUUUGCAUGUUGCGCAUCACCACGUCUGAUGUUCAUUAUCCUUUGCACAAAUCUUCUAAUAUCAAUCUAACUUUUCAGAUUUUCUUUUGUUCUGGUCAAAUAUCCUUACGUACUUUAGUCGAUGUGGUGAAAUGACUUCUAUUGGUAGAUAACCAUGCCCAUAACUCCCUCAUGCUCGUGUCUAAGGGUUUUAUGUUUGCUCAUAUUCACUCACACUCACAGGGACUUAAUUAUAAAAUCAUGUUCACUUGUCCCUUGUCACAGAUGAGAUGGUGGUGUAAGGUAUGGCCCGUUGCUUACCAAGUAGUAUUGGUGUUGGUUAAUGCUGGGCUGCUUCUCACUGUGAUAGUUCAGUAAUCCAGACGUUGAGGAAUACCAAGCAGAAAAAACAAACCUCAAUUAAUGACUAAGAAAUUCCUCAGUAACAGUCAUAAACAAAAAAAUGUAUUGAUAGAUCUAAUAUGGUCAAGUAAUGCUUCUUUUCCAACUGUUAACAUCCAUUAAUCUCCAAUGCUUAAAAACCCCAAAACAUUACUCCACUUCCUCCGGAAAUCGCACCCGAGCUCAUUUAUCAUUAAAUAAGCGUGGUGCCUCAUAACGGGAAGUUCCAAACAAAAUGCAUUAUAAAUUACAUGAAGUUGAAGAGGCAAUGGAGCGCCGUUGUUAAACCCCACCUCAGUCCAUUUGUGACAUAUGUCCGCCAUCAAGAAAUUUUCAAAUUUACCUAAACAAAUGACUACUCCAUUACUAAUACCCUUCCUACUGCGCCGCCUAGUCUCGUAUCGACUACUCUAAACUUCGUCAAAAAUAUCAUCAGUUAUAGACAUGGUAAUCAAUAAUAAAACAAAAUAAUGUUACCAUAAAAUAGCAUACACAAUACAAUCUUUGAGACUACAGUAUAUUCGUGAACAUCUGCUUCAUCUUAGAUUAAUAAAUCUGUUUCCUUCAUCCACCAAGUAUAGAAAAAUAAUUAAAAAUAUAGUUUAAAGUUGACUCUCGCCAUAAUAUAAAUCUCAGAAAACACAGUAAUUUAACAGCAAAGUCUACUUAGAAAGUCUGCCUCUCCAUUAUUUGCCCUAGCAAUGGAGUGCAGACAAAAACUGUAGCUCUGUAGAAAAUUAGCCCAUCUCAUGAUCCUGGCAUUCACGAAUCAGGCCGUGCUAAUGUACUGAAAUGGCUGAUGGUCAGUUUGUAGAAUGAAUUGCUUUCCGUAAAGAUAUAGUUCAAAUUUCUUUAUGGCCCACACUUUCGCCAGACACUCCUUCUUGAUCGUAGAAUACCUGGUCUCUCUUUCCAAUAGCUUCUUGCUAGCAAAAGUAAUGGGAUGAAGUACCCCAUCGUCACCUUUUUGAAGCAGGGCAGCUCUAAGUCCCACAUUUGAUGCAUAGGCCCUCAAAACAAAUGAUUUAUCUAUAUUGGGGAUGUGUAGGAUUGGACGUGUGGUGAUUGCUUCUUUCAGGGCAUCAUAUGCUUUUUCCUGGUCCUCUCCCCAUUUUAAUUUGCCUGGUUGACCCCUUUUAGUUAGAGCCAUCAAUGGGGAUGCAAGGGUCGCAUUGUUUGGUAUGAAGUUCCUGUAGUACCCAGUGAGACCAAGGAAGGAACAGAUCUUGUUAACUUUGUCUUCCUGUAGCCCCAGUGUUCCCAGUGAUAGUUUGUGUCCCACAAAGUCCACCUCGACAGCCUCACAUAUGCAUUUGGUGGGCCUCUUCUAGUUGCUUGUGUGCCUCCUGGAUGUGGAGAUCUUUGUCCCACACAACAGCAGCUCCACCUUUGUCAGCUGGUUUGAUGAUGAUAUCUUUUUGACUGCGUAGCUUAGAGAGUGCCUGUGAUUCACAUUUAGAAAGAUUAGAUUUCCGGAGUGAAGGCAAAGGGAGGUUCUUGAUGUCAUGUUCCGUGCUCCUUAUGUACAGGUCUAAAGCUUUGAAUUGGUUAGAUGGUGGUGUCCACUUGGAUUUGCUUUCUCUUUGAAACGGGAAUAGCUCGAGGUUGGUAUUUUUCCCAGCAAAGUGCAACUGAAGUCUCAAGGAACAAAAAUAGCGGUGGGAAUCCGACAGUAGUUGGUAGCAAUCACAAGAUGGUUUCAGUUGAAUAAAUUUGAGACCCUUAGAAAGUAGCGACCUUUCGUCAUCAGAGAGUUGGAGGUCAGGUGGGAUGCAAACGACUAAGUUGUUGCCAGUGACAGUAUGAUGAGGCGUUUAGUUUUUUAUGGAUUUAAAUGUUGAAACUAUCACAUUGCUAAGUUACUUCACAAGGAAGAUAAUUAAAUAAGCAGAGGCAACCAUCAAGGUUAGUUUAAAGUUUUAUUUCAUGAGAUCAACAUGGAGCCCGACUAGACAGCAUAAAUAACGUGGUGUGCAAAACAAUGUAUAAUUAAUAGUUAGUAUUUCGUCGUUUUCAAACACCCCUUUUCAAACACUAAAUGAAAUUAAUUCAUUGGUUUCACACCAAUCAUGUCUUUAAGUAUCAUGAAUCUCUGCCGAGACAAUCCCUUAGUAUCAUUUCUUCUGUUCUACAAUCUUUGAGAGUCCCAGUCUUGUUUUCAACCUUUUCCUUGAUCAAGUGGUAUUUUACAUCCCCAAUGUUUUGCUCUACCAGGGAACUUCAAAUUAUUAGCCAAAGCGAUGGCUGACUGAUUGUCCUCAAAUAUAACGGUGGUAACAUUUUGGUUACACCUCAAUUUCAGAUGUAAGUUGUCUCAGCCAAAGCGGCUCCAGUGUUGCAUUUGAAAGUGCCAUAUAUUCAGCUUCUGCUGUGGACAAUGCCACACAUGAUUCUUUCUUAUGUCUCCAACUUAUUGGUCCACUACCCAUAUGGAACACAUAGCCAGAUGUAGACUUUGGAUCAUCAAUGUCACCUGCCCAAUCCGCAUCACAAUAACCGACAGUCAGUAGAUCCACGGUUUUGAAACACAAUAGCAUAAUUCGACAUACCCUUGAGGUAUCUUAGAAUUUGUUUUACCGCCAUCCAGUGUUGUUCUGAUGGAUAAGCACAACAUUUUGCUACAUUACCCACAGUGUAAGUAAUAACAUUCCGUACCCCAGAAAAAUGCAUUUCUGUGUUUUUGAAUAAAACUUAAGUCUUUCAUCUUUAGGAAUUGUUGCAUACGCAACACAUCCAAACGCUUUUAGUUGAUCGACACUCAAAUGGUGUAGUACCUUGAAGAACCUUAACAGAACUUCGAUUCUGCAGAUAUAAGCUGUUGACACUGCUUCUGCCCAGAAUUUUCAUGGUAGCUGUGCUUCAGCCAGCAUGGAACCUGCUGCUUCCACAGUAGUCCUGUUCUUCCUCUCUGCUACUCCAUUCUGUUCUGGUGAUUUUGGAACAGUCAGUUCAUGACAGAUUCCCUCUUUCUUUAAAUAACAUUCAAAUUCAUUUGAAGUUAACUCUCCUCCGUUAUUGGUGCGUAGGGCCUUAAGAUUAUUUCCAGCUGACUUCUCAACCAUUACUUUCAAUUCAAGGAAACACUUAAAGACCUCAUCCUUGUGCUUUAGGAUAUAAACCUAAGUAUAUCGACCGCAACCGUCAAUAAAAGUAAGGAACUAUUGAGCCCCACCAAGUGAUUGUGUGCUGACCUUACAGCACACAUCACUGUGAACCAGGUCAAGUAUCCUACUGCUUACUUUUCCACUUGACGGAAACUUGGUCCUGUGAUGUUUGCCCUUUGCACGUGGUUCACACUGUUUCCUAUUUGACUGCUCAUCAUACUUAAGUCCGUCAACUAGAUCUCCUACAGCCAACUUCCUGAGAUUUUGAAAACUUAGGUGUUCAUAGCACAGUUGCCACAGUUCCUCACUUGUUUCUUUACCUCCUUCUGCUAUAUUACAUUGAUGUUCAUUUGCAUAAUGACACAACUGGUACAGACCAAGUGACCGCACUCCCUUUGCCAUAAGUUUACCGUUAUCUUUUAUUUCUCACCUUUGUUAUUGAAUUGAACUGUUUUUCCAGUCUCACUUGCAUGGUCAACACUGAAGAAAUGAUACUUGAGUUCAGGCACAUAAAGCACACCAUUCAACGUACAUUCUUUGUGUUUAUUACCAGGGAACUUCAAUUUUAGUUUGACAAUACCACAGGCAUGUGCUGUCAGAUUCAAUCCAUCACCAAGUCCUAUAUUUAGAGGCUCUUCCAAGUUUGACAACUGGAUAAAUUAGAUUUCCUGCAACAAAUUUGAUGUGUUGCUCCUGAAUGAACCAUCCAAGUUGUGGCACCAUUGACUGUAGUUAAAUUGAUGCUGUAAAACUUUGCACACAACUGUAUGAUUUUGCACACGAACCAGCAAACCUCAGAGGGACACCCGUUUUCAACUACAAAUGUGCAAAAGAUCUUUCUUUUCAAUACCGUACUAGGAAUUCUCCCGUAAAGAAACCCGUUUCCAAAUAUAAUUUACAGUUUAAAUGCCCAACAUAUCUUCAUUGUCAAUACCGUGCUAGGAAUACGUGGGAGUUUGGAGAGAUGAAACGCAUUUGACAAACAUCAUGGGCGCGUUAUAAAUGCGGGAGUUUCAGUACAGCCGUGUUGAGCGAUUACUGUAUUUGGUAAACUUAGUUAAAAUAGGAUUACAUUUUUAUUUCAUCAUCAUCAUCAUCGCCUGUCGUCCCGUCUGGGGCAUAGGCCACAAACAAAGGCUCUCCAGGCAUCCCGGUCUUGGGCAAGUCUCUCCAACUGUCCCCAGUUGUGCCCACUCUUUUUGAUGUCUGCCUCCAGUUCCCUUCUCCAAGUUGUUUUGGGUCGACCUCUGUUUCUCUUACCCUGGGGGUUCCAAGUCAGGGCUUGUCUCGUGAUACUUGAUGCGGGCUUUCUGAGGGUGUGGCCAAUCCAUCUCCAUCUGCGCUGGCAGAUUAACUCUUCCACUGGUUCUUGUUGUGUGCGCCGCCAGAGAUCCUCGUUGGUGACGACGGUGGGCCAGCGGAUUCGUAAAAUCGUUCGGAGACAUGAGUUGAUAAAGGUCUGUAGCUUUUUUGAACCAGCUGCUGUUGUUCGCCAUGUUUCUGCCCCAUAUAGCAAGACAGGUUUCACUGUGGUGUUGAAUACCUUGACCUUGGUCUGGAGGGUCAAAUUGCUGCAGCUCCAGACCUUUUUUAGCUGGUUAAAUGCCGCUCUUGCCUUACCAACUCUCACUCUUAUGUCGGCGUCUGUCCCUCCUUGUAUGUCAAUGAUGCUGCCGAGGUAUGUAAAGCUAUCCACCUCCUCAAGGUUUGUUCCUUCCAGUGCUAUAGGUGUGUUGCUUGAUGUAUUUAUUUUAAGGACUUUGCUUUUUCCUCUGUGGAUGUUCAGGCCGAUGCAAGCAGAGUACUGUGCUACAUAAUUGGUUUUCUCUUGCAUCUGUUGCUGUGUGUGUGAUACUAGGGCCAGAUCAUCCGCAAAAUCCAGGUCAUCAAGUUGUUUCCAUAGUGUCCACUGAAUACCAUUUCUCUUCUGCUCUGUAGACAUUUUCAUUAUCCAAUCAAUGGUCAGCAGGAAUAGGAAAGGCGAGAGCAGACACCCCUGUCUGACACCGGUCUGUACCUCAAAAGCCGCCGUUGUUUGCUGGCCGUGGACAAUUCUGCACGAUAGUCCUUCGUAAGAAGCCUUAAUUAUGUCUGUCAAUUUUUGUGGUACCCCGUAGUGUCUAAGCAGCUUCCACAGAGUCUGUCUGUCGACACUGUCAAAAGCCUUCUCAUAGUCAAUGAAGUUGACGUAUAGUGACGAGUUCCACUCCAGAGAUUGUUCCACAAUAAUUCUCAGUGUGGCAAUCUGGUCUAUGCAGGAUCUGUCUUUUCUGAACCCUGCUUGUUGGUCCCUAAGAUUGAUGUCUAUUGCCUCCCUCAUUCUGUUUAGCAGCAUUCUGUUGAAUACUUUGCUUGGGAUCGACAGCAGGGUUAUUCCCCUAUAGUUAGAACAAGAACUAAGGUCUCCUUUCUUCGGGAGCUUAACGAGGUGUCCUUCUUUCCAUUCAGCCGGUAUCUGUUCCUCCUCCCAUAUUUUCUUGAAUAGUGUGUGUAGCAUUUCAGUGCUAGACGUAAUAUCUGCUGUCAAGGCUUCUGUCGGUAUUCUGUCAGGACCUGCCGCCUUGCCUUUCUUUAGUUGUUUAAUUGCUCUGCAUAUUUCUUGCUUUGUGGGUGUGCUGCACUCUAUUUCUAGAUUUUUUUCCGCUGGCUCUAUGUUGAGUGUGUGUUGUGGUGCUGGCCGGUUGAGGAGUUCUUCAAAAUGUUCUAUCCAUCUUUUUUUCUGACCCUCUUCAUCAGGUAUUGAUUUCCCAUCUUUAGUUUUAACUGGUCUCACUGGAUUGUUGAACUUUCCAGAUAACUUUUUGAUUGUACUGAAUAAUUCUCUUGUGUUUCCAUGGUACGCAGCCUCCUCUGCUUCACUUGCUAAUCCUUCUAUGUAGUUCUUUUUAUCUGUCCUUAUACUACGUUUAACUUCUUUAUUUGCUUCUGAGUAUUCUGUUGAUGCUCUGGCCUUUUCGGUUCUGGUGCGGCUAUUGUUUAGAUUUGCCUUCUUCUUUCUCCUAUAUUGGAUUUUUUCCAUGGUUUCAGCCGAAAUCCAUUCUUUAUGCGUUUGUUGCCUAGGGCCCAACACUUCUUCACAGGUAGUCGUGAAUAUCUCUUUGAUUUCUUUCCAGUUUUUGUCAAUUGUUUCUUCAUUGCCUAGUUCCUGUAAGAUCUGGAACUUAUUGGAGAUGGUAAGUUUAAACUCCUUUAGCUUGGACUCAUCUUUCAAGAGGUUGAUGUUAAAAUGUUGGCGCUUGCUUCCCUCGCUUGUCCAGUUCUUUUUCAGUUUCAGCCUUAAUUUGGCAAUAAUUAGAUGAUGGUCUGAGGCUACAUCUGCCCCUCUUUUUACCCUAACAUCUUGGAGCGACCGUCUAAACUUAUUGCAAAUACAGAAAUGGUCAAUUUGGUUAGCCGUUGACAUAUCUGGUGAAAUCCAUGUGGCCUUGUGGAUAUUUCUAUGCAUGAAGAGGCUUCCUCCGAUGACUAGUCCAAUUGUAGCACAUAGAUCUGCUAGUCUUUCACCAUUUUCAUUCAUCUCUCCCAUACCAUGUGUUCCCAUGCAUUCUUCAUAGCCUUUAUUGUUGCUGCCUAUUUUCGCAUUUAGGUCGCCCAUGAGUAUAACCAUAUUGCUCUUAGGACACCUUUGGACCAGGGUUCGCAGUCUGUUGUAGAAAUCCUCUUUGUCCUCUUCUUUACUAUCGUUGGUAGGAGCGUACACCUGUAGGAUGUCCAUAUUGAUUUUUCGUUUUUUGGUCUUAAAUCUUGCCGUGAUUAUACGGGAACCAUGCGCUUCCCACCCUAUAAGUGCGUUCUGGGCAGUUCUGGAAAGCAUGAGUGCCACUCCUUGGUUGUGCGCCGCAUUUUCAUCUUCGUGGCCUGAAUAUAGCAGCAGUUCCCCUGUGUUGAGCUUUAUCUGACCUGAGCCUAUCCAUCGAGACUCACUUAUUCCCAAGAUGGCUAGUUUGUAUCUCUGCAUUUCAGCAGCAACUUGGACAGUUUUUCCAGUUUGGAACAUGGUCCUUACGUUCCAUGUUCCUAGACUGGUGGUGGUCCUAGUGGAGAGGAUGGUUGUCCGCCGGUUGGUUUCCAGUUGGCUUUGGCCACCCAGCUUCAUUAAUUCUCUGUUAGGAGACUCAUCCUUUCCAAGGUCCGAGCUUCCUUUUGAAAUCUUUCUUUGUGUAUUUGUAGCAGGGCCUUUUUUUACAGGGAAGGAUUGCUAGCCCUCGCCCAACCCUCCUCCUUUCUCACCCGGGCUUGGGACCGGCUACGGCGGAGUUACAUUUUUAUUUUUAUUUAAUUUACAUCAAUUUAAUUAUCUCCAACUUUCGAUGUCGUGAAGAAUUAUUUGGAUUCAUUUCUAUUGGCCGAUAGAUUUGAGGUUUUAAGUUGAGGUAAUUGCAAACCUCCGUCUUCCCUUACCACCGCACUUGGUUUGAUUACUUGGAGAUGCACAAAUGACUUGUCUUAACUAAUCGUACCAAUAUCUAUUUGGUAGAUUUACAUGCAACUUUGUAAUGGUUAAAAAACAUGUUAGUGAUGAUAUAAAGCAAGCAAGACCUUGGAGUUAAGCAUCGGUGAGCCAAGCGUGUCCCAGAUGUCUGUUUGAUCGGCUAGCCGGUUCAUUAAUCGCCUCACCCCGUCUCUCGUUGUUGAUCCCCACACCCCAACUUACCCACAAGGCUAUAAUGGUCAUAGGCAGUGCAGUGCUCCAACUGCUAAACCAUAUUUUAACAAACUUUUUUUUCUUCCCCUAACAGAUAGCCACAGUCAAUGGGUGGAAAGUCAAACUCCCCAAUGGUGACAUCAGAUCCGGAGAUGGGCCAAUCCCGCAGAGUAUUUUGGACCUUUUCACCAAGCAUUAUUCAUCCCCUGCCAACAAGGUAAAUAUCCUUAUUUACACAGGCCUCCUAUUAUACCAUUUAUAGAAUUAUAAAUGAAAGCAUUUCUUUAAAAUAUCCCCAACAAAGGUGAUGCUUUCAUGACUUUUGAAGCUGACUGCUUCUAUUGUAAUGGUAUCAUUAUUCAUCUUAUCUAUAUACUUAUAAAUAAUAAUAAUAUCAAUCAAUAUAAUUCUAUAUGGAGGCUCAUGUAUAGAAUAAUGGUGGGUUAAAUAGCUUGCAAAAUAAAAUCCCGAUAACUGCGCUGAAUGAGUGUCUUAAUAAUACCGCUAGUGCCGUUUGGUGUCUAAUAUUUUCGUUUUUUUAACGGAAAUAGUCUCAAAUUAAAUAAGAUGUGAUAAAUUUGCGGUAUAAAAGUAGGAGGGACAUUAUAAUAUUAAGUUAUAAGCCGCCCCCCCCCCCCAAAAAAAAACAAAAAACAAAAAACAAACAAACAAAACAAGGCGGGGGUAGUUCGUAAACGUCACAUCUUUUCAAAUCAUUUGACGAAACACACAUUCAAGUGACGCCCUUUAUAAAAANAAAACCAGGCGGGGGUAGUUCGUAAACGUUACAUCUUUUCAAAUCAUUUGACCAAACACACAUUCAAGUGACCCCCUUUAUAAAAAUCCCAAAUAGUGCUUCCCCCCCCCCCUCCCCCAAUUCCCCAACCCUGUAAGCAACGGCACUUUUUUUUCCCACGCCCCUGAACUACAUUAAACUUAAAAUACUUGUGUUUUUCAAAUAAUAUUUUCAUUCAACGUCAUCUCAGAAGGCCUGCUGUUAUUAGCGUGAUCAGAAUUUCUUGUGAUCAAAAGAGUUUUCUGAGAGUGACCAACUGGUUUAUCUUUCUUUUUGACAGUAAACUAUUCGUUGAUUGGCAAAUCCUAUAAAACAUUGAUACACCUAUUGAUCUUACAGGUAGCCGAUACAAACAACCAGGUGCAGACGGCCGGUACAAACAAUCCGGUGGUGGUCAGCAAGUGGUCAGUUACUCUACCGGACGGCACCGUGCGAAGUGGUUUCGGAGAGAUGCCGGCCGAACUGAAGAAUGCCAUUAAGAGCCAGGGUCAGCGAUGGGAAGUCACGCUUGGUGAUGGCACUGUCAGGUCCGGGGAGGGGAAUGUACCCGUUGACCUCCUGAACUCACCGGUCGGACGAGGAACUUCCGCUUCAAGCACUGGAUCAAAUCAAGGUAGUGCAAGUAGUUAGUCUAGGAGGCAGUGGUGUUGCUAUGGUUACUGCCGUGCGGGGCCUGCGGAUAUUUUUGCUGCCCUCCCUACGAAAAAAACCUCUUUAGUUACCGUAAAAUCCCGUCCCUCACAAUAUUGAAACAAUACUGAGAUUGCCUCACCCUUCCUACACUAGUGCCAGGAAGUAAAUUGCCCUGUAAUCAAAUCAAAGUAGUCGUGUAUGUACUGAGUUCAAUACUAAGAUGUAACUGGUUUAAUCAUUUUUUUUCAUCAAAACAAGGCAAUAAGUGACAGCAGUUGGUGCAGAAACUACCUCGUUCGGUAGAUCAGUCAAAUAGAGUUUGAGAAUGCACGCCGAUACUAUAGUGUCUGUGAAAAGAAGAACUUCAAGGGCUGUCGAGUUUUAAGUGGCUUAUGAUGUUUUGGUGCGACUGGGUGUGGCUUGUUUCUGGGUGGACUUGUUUAUGGGUGGGACUUGUUUCUGGGUGUCCUUUGUUUCUGGGUGUGAUUUGUUUCUGGGUGGGACUUGUUUCUGGGUGUGAUUUGUUUCUGGGUGUGACUUGUUUCUGGGUGUGACUUGUUUCUGGGUGUGAUUUGUUUCUGGGUGUGACUUGUUUCGUUAAUUUGUCAGGGUGCAUUUUGACAUCUUCUUGCUAAGAAAGUCAUGUGUUUUGUUAUGUCAAACCGAAAGCAUAAUUAGACUAUUUAUCCUUUAGAAAAAAGAUGGUCGCUGACGAUGCCAGAUGGGACCGUGAAAUCUGGCCAGGGAGAUGUGCCACUUGAGCUCCAAAAACGUCUGCAGGAGUCGGGGGCGAAGCAACAAUGGGAGAUCACUCUCCCGGAUGGAAAAGUACAGAGGGGCUCUGGUCCCAUUCCAGAACACCUUCGUCAAUUCUUGGGUAAAUCAUUUGUCAAAUUAUGAAAGAGGCUACUUACACGUUUAAAUUACAAGUUAUACUUUAUUUACUUUUUUUUUUUUUUUUAAAAAAACAUUAUUUAUAGUAAUUAAUUAAAUGCUAAACAAAUAUUUUAAAAUUUGUCAGAGCUAGUCAUUCUAAACAAGAAAAUGUCAUCACUGGAGCUCACAAGCCAGUGUUAAAAUGCAGAUGGUCGUUCAUAAAAAAAAAUAUGUUUUCUCUAAAUACAUGUAGUUUGAAACAAUCUAUGCAUGAUUGCAGCUAUUUCUAAUGAAUAAAAUGGAAUAGGGAAAAGAACUAUUUAUCAACCCGUUAAUACUUUUAUGACGUUCGAACUACUGUAGGAACAAUUUCUAACUUUAAGUUGUAAUUAAUUUAAAAUUGCUGUAUUAUUUGAAUGUCGUAUUUUGAAACCAUGUACCUAUUAAACUUGAAUAACACAUUAACUUUUCAAAUCUAUAGUUUGGCAUUUAAAAUAUAUCAUGUUGCCCAGUCGCCUCUUUGCUCCUGAGGACCCCAAGUCGCCUCUCUGCCUCUGAGGUUGCCCAGUCGCCACUUUGCCCCUGAGGUUGCUUAGUCGCCUCUCUGCCUCUUAAGUUGCCCAGUCGCCUCUCUGCCUCUAAAGCUGUCCAGUCGCCUCUCUGCCUCUAAAGUUGCCCAGACGCCUCUCUGCCUCUGAGAAGCCCUACAUUUAGCUCAAACAGACAGUAAAAUUGUAUUUGCUUAUCCUAAAAGUGGGGAGAAAAAAAAAAACAUAUUUAAAAAAAUUGAUAUUCUGGUUGAAGGUGGAAGGCGCAGGCGAAGGGCAGCAGUGCAUACCGUGACAUCAUCCGAUCUCCUCAGCAACUGUGGCACAGACCCGUCGGUGACGCCAUCACUGCACUUGGUGGCAUCCGACAGUGACAUCACAAUGACAGUUGUCACAUCACAGUCUCCUAACGGCGUGACGGUUAGCUUACCAGUGGUAAGUGUCGACCAAAGGGAGUGGGGGGGGGGGACAAAAAGAAAGGGGCGGGGAUUUGUCGCAGGUUCACCAUCACUGCCAGAUCGUCUGUAGGGGCAUGAUAAAAGCCAGUGACCUUCAAAUGUCAUCCAAUCAAACUUUGGCUUGUUUUUGUGAACUGGGACUGACAAACCUAAUUUCCUCUUUCACCAGUUGUAGAGUGUUUUACCUUAAACAUAUAAAUAGAGUUGAAACCUAAUUCUAUGGUGUGCAGUGAUGUGUGCCUGACCUGGUGUAUUUAAGUUUAUACAAGAUGCACUCCUUCAGUAUCCUAAUACCACCAAAUGGUUCUUUGUUAAUUCCAGCACGAUGCUAUGAAUGAUGUCCUGUUCCAGUACGAUGGUAGCCACCUCAGUGGCAUCGUCAACGGUUAUAUCAGGAAACUGCCCUUGUCUGGUAAGGCACCGUUGUAAGGCACCGUUGUAAGGCACCGUUGUAAGGCACCGUUGUAAGGAACCGUUGUAAGGCACAGUUGUAAGGCACCGUUGUAAGGCACCGUUGUAAGGCACUGUCUUGCUGAUAUGUUGUACUGUGCCUUUGUAUAUUAAUUGUACAUAUAUGCAUUAGUACAUAUAUUAUAUCCAUCGUAGGCCAACAUAUCACAUGUGCAAUCUGAUCAAACACUUUGGUGUCAAUCGUACAAGAGUGUAUGUGUAUGGCUCCGAUGAUUACAAUGUGUUUAACUGAAUAAAACUAAAGUCAUUUCAACAUUUCCAGGCACCGUGGUGAAGAUGCCCUCACCUUUGACCCUGGGCCAGUGCUUGUUUAGAGACAGAAAUCACUUCAUUGGUCAAAUAGAUUUGGUGAGUCUUUUCUUUUACAGUGUUGGGUAGAUAAUGUUACAAUUAAACGUGACAGAGAUCUAUGGCGGGUAACGAUAGCAUAUUGGUCAGUCCAAUAUGGUCAGUCCAAUAUGGUCUGUCCAAUAUGGUCAGUCCAAUAUGGUCAGUCCAAUAAUAUGGUCAGUCCAAUAUGGUCAGUCCAAUAUGGUCAGUCCAAUAUGGUCAGUCCAAUAUGGUCAGUCCAAUAUGGUCAGUUCAAUACCCUUUGUUUUCAUAGAACACUUUUGUGUGUGUAGAUGUGGGGGUAAAGUGGAAAAAAAACUAUUUCAUAUCCCACACCAAGAUGUACACAGCUGUACCCGGUACUAAAGUGCACAUAUGUUUAAGGAUUUCCUCAUAAAUGAAAUAGGUACACAAGGCAAAGUAAGCCUCUGGCAAGUCAACUCAUGGACACUUAAAAAAGCAGUUGAAGUGAGGGAAAUAAAAACAAUGUCUAAUUAGGUCAUCAUUUUGCCAAUAAUUACACCAUUAAGCCAUUAAGAUUGAACCAGUUUUACCGGACACAUUUCUGUGUUUCAGUUUGAACUGCACGCGUGUUUGCCUUGAGGAAAUGUUUAGCAGAGUUCAAGUUCUACGUCACAUUUUAAGAAGACAACUAUUGUAAGCAUUGAAUCAGACACAAACAAAAAUUAUAAUUUAUUUCAUUUUCAAAGACGUUUAGAUCAUUUGUUGAAUUCUGAAUAAAAAAA